Uncinocarpus reesii 1704 is the source of this 396-nucleotide messenger RNA. RefSeq lists its product as uncharacterized. Bases 1 to 396 code for a protein of 131 amino acids. The transcript is spliced from 3 exons. Lineage: Eukaryota; Fungi; Ascomycota; Eurotiomycetes; Onygenales; Onygenaceae. The record is from RefSeq and is a predicted model, not a curated record.
AUGGCUCCCAUUCGUUUGCCGAGUGUGCGCAGUUUGUUGGAUAUCAUCGACAACCUUUUUGGAGAUCCCAUUCUCACAUAUUCGAAUAGAUCAAACCGGGAAAAUGCCUUUCUAACCUUGGCGGAGGAGCAAGCGGAAGCGUCUGGGAGUGCCAACCCAAGAGCCCAGCUCACCCAAAGACAGCUUGAGCUCCAAUCCCCGUUAGAAACAUUCCCAAUAUACCCUCAGGUGCAGGAAUAUUGGAUUAGGGGCACAUCCAUGGGCGGAGGCCAGUGUAACAGUCUUUUCCCAUGGAAUAGACAACAUGUGGGCUCCAAAUCCUGGGAGCCAGGGAACCAACCACCAGCUCCAGGGUAUUAUCCAUUUGCAACUAGAUUUUCUUCCGAAUAUCGGUAA